This is a messenger RNA of Cryptotermes secundus, 1826 nucleotides long. RefSeq lists its product as uncharacterized. The coding region runs from base 195 to 938 and encodes 247 amino acids. The transcript has 2 exons. Lineage: Eukaryota; Metazoa; Arthropoda; Insecta; Blattodea; Kalotermitidae. The record is from RefSeq and is a predicted model, not a curated record.
UCCGUUCGUGGUUUGGAAGUGGUUAUACAUGGUUAUACAGGUUAUACAUUACUCUAGUACUCUGUGCUAUAGUGCGACUCGUUUCAGAAAUUACGAGACGUAAAAGUGAAUAUUUUGAACGAUUUCGAAUAUUAAUAGAGCACAGGAAGCGAACAGCACUUUUUAGUAUUUGUAAACUGUAAAAAGUGAACAUCAUGGAUAUGUUAUUGAAAUGGAUAGGAGUGUGGUUGUUAAUAUUGUGGCACAAGGAAAAUUUAUGGGUUUGCUGUGGCGAUGACCCUCAAAGUUACAGUCUCCCUGCUGGAAAUGACCGUAAUCCGAAACCAGUUAGUACAGAACUGUCUGCUUUGUUUUCAUCCGGAAAUGAUACGGACAACGUAAAGAAGGAAACAGAUGAGGUUAAGUUGAAAGGUGACUCUGUCAACAGCACAGUCCUUUCAAUGCAAAAUAGAGCUCCUGAACAUAUUGUAAGCAUGGAAGGUGGUAGUGUGACACUACACCCAGACAAUUCACAUCUUGAUGAGGGUUCGAUUUCCAGCACACAGUUAUCAGAUAUGUUAAGUGCAUAUAAUAGCAGUUUUUCGGCCGUUGACCAUGACAACAGAACUUCAAGUACCAUGCCCCGGAAAGGAGUUACAUAUAAACCGAAUGGUCAGAGUUACAGUCUCUUCACGAGAAAUGACCAUGAUCCAAAACCAAAUAGUACAGAUGUGUCUGCAGUGUUUUCAUCUGGAAAUUAUACAGAGAAGCUACAGAAAGAAACUGAUCGUGUUAAGUUGAAAGGUGACUUUUCUGUCAAUAGCACAGUUGUCACAAAGCCAAAUAGAUCUGGUGAAUACACUGUAAGCAUGGAAGGUGGUGGUGGUGUGACACUCCACCAUGACUUCUCAAAUCUUGAUGCAGGCUUAACUCCCAUUACUGAGUUACCAGGUGUUUGAAAUCCUGUAUUCUGUCAACUAAGGCUCCUGCCUCUGCAACUUUUGUUAUGUUCUUUCAAUAAUGUCCAUGAAAUGAAUGUAUAUUGAAAAGGUUGUAUCUGACUGCAGCUCUGAAAAGAUGAAUUUUUUUAACCCCAUACCAUACUACAUUUAAACCUUACUCAUUUAUGGGGAUGCAGAAACUUUAAAAUGAGCUGGAUCUUAUUGCUGCAGUAGGUAAUAAUAGCCUGCAUCACAUGAAAGAAAAGCAUUGUAUAGUUAAAUUUGGUGUUUACGGAGGGGGGAAUAUACACUAAUAGUCGUGAAGCAAGUUUAAUUUUGUAUCAUAUUCAUUCAUGUAACCUGUUUCACAUGAUGCUUCAAUCCAGUAUCACAGAUAUCAGAAUUGCUUUAUAUAUAUAUAUAUAUAUAUGGCAUGAAACAUAAGGCCUUAACAAAUUUUACUUGGAACGUUUUUUGAUAUAAGGAAUAUUUAACAAAAUAUAAAGGAAAAAAAAAUUUGACAGUACAGUAUGUUAUCUGUAGUGUAAUUAAUUUUCAAACAAAUGAUAUCUGCAAUAAAUGAAGACUGAGGUCAAUAAUGUACCAACUGUAAUCACAGAGAAUUUAUACACUCUUGGAAUGUGCCUUAUUCAGGUAAUAUCCCAGAAUAAUUAUUGUGCUCAAGACUCAGACAGACGAGAUGUUGUUAUAAACACAUAUUACCAGUGCAAAUGCAUAUUAUUUUCAUAUUCUGGCUUUGAAGUUAAGAAUAUGUUCUAUAGAAAGACUUUUUUGUCAUUUUGCAUCAAUGAGCAAUUUGCUUACUCAGUAUACAAGCAUGGUCAUUAUUUUGCAGGUACUCGUAUUUAAGUGCAAACAAUAUAUUUUGUGUCUUUGAUCUUGCUC